This is a messenger RNA of Limanda limanda (common dab), 2238 nucleotides long. It is a transcript of the gene sv2ca, whose product is annotated as synaptic vesicle glycoprotein 2Ca. The transcript has 13 exons. Gene Ontology annotation, biological process: chemical synaptic transmission; transmembrane transport. Gene Ontology annotation, cellular component: membrane. Gene Ontology annotation, molecular function: transmembrane transporter activity. The coding region runs from base 1 to 2238 and encodes 745 amino acids. The record is from RefSeq and is a predicted model, not a curated record. NCBI's taxonomy places the organism in Eukaryota, Metazoa, Chordata, Actinopteri, Pleuronectiformes, Pleuronectidae.
AUGGAGGACACUUACAAUAACAGGACUUCUCUGGUUAAGGGGGCCAAGGACAUAGUCAAGGAGGCCAAGCGGCAUGCGACAAAGAAAGUAGGCAAGGCGGUGGACCGUGCAACCGAUGAGUACUCGUCCGGCCGCAACUACAGCCGAUUCCAAGACGAGGAGGAUGAGGAUGAGGAUUUCUACAAGAACCCGCCGCGGCAGGAUGGAGAGGGCAACCACGACAACGAGGAGGGCUCCAGCGAUGCCACAGAGGGCCAUGACGAUGAGGACGAGAUCUACGAGGGCGAGUACCAGGGGAUCCCCUCGGCAGGAGACAGUAAGCAUAAGGACGGCCAGGUGGCGCUGGGGCAGCUGCAGUCGGAUGCCACAAGGGACCGUAAGGAGCUGGACCAGGAGAGGCAGGCCGAUGAGGAGGAGCUGGCCCAACAGUACGAGCUCAUCAUCCAGGAGUGUGGCCACGGGAGGUUCCAGUGGCAGCUGUUCCUGGUACUCGGGCUGGCGCUCAUGUCAGACGGCGUGGAGGUGUUUGUGGUGGGCUUCGUUCUUCCCAGUGCAGAGACAGACAUGUGUGUACCCAACUCCAGCUCCGGAUGGCUAGGCAGUGUUGUAUACUUGGGGAUGAUGGUUGGCGCGCUCUUCUGGGGAGGGAUGUCUGACAAAGUUGGCCGCAGACAGAUUCUCCUCAUUUGCAUGUCCACAAACGGCUUCUUCGCCUUCCUGUCGUCUUUUGUCCAGGGAUACGGCGUGUUCCUCCUUUGCCGUCUCGUCGCAGGCUUCGGGAUAGGAGGUGCCGUGCCGAUCGUCUUCUCCUUCUUUGCAGAGGUGUUGUCCAGGGAGAAAAGAGGAGAGCACCUCAGCUGGCUGUGUAUGUUCUGGAUGAUUGGAGAGAUCUAUGCAUCUGCUAUGGCCUGGGCCAUCAUACCACACUACGGUGAGUUCCCCACAAAUUAUCACAGCCACACUGGUUGGAGCUUCAGUAUGGGCUCAGCGUACCAGUUUCACAGUUGGAGGGUGUUUGUGGUCGUCUGCGCUCUCCCCUGUGUGUGUGCCGUGGUGGCUCUUACCUUCAUGCCUGAAAGCCCCAGAUUCUACCUCGAGGUGGGGAAGCACGAUGAAGCCUGGAUGAUCCUCAAACAGAUCCACGACACCAACAUGAGAGCGCGUGGGCAGCCGGAGAAAGUCUUCACCGUAAACAGGAUCAAGAUCCCCAAACAGUUGGAUGAACUUGUUGAAAUGCAAUCCGAGUCUGGCAACCCAGUAUCCAAGUUUUUCUUUCGGAUAAAGUCUGAAACACAGGGGAUCUAUCAUAACCUGAUGAAGUGCUUCAACUACCCAAUGCGAGAUAACAUGAUGCGUCUUGCCACGGUGUGGUUCACACUGUCAUUUGGGUAUUAUGGGCUGUCAGUCUGGUUCCCUGACGUCAUCAAACACCUUCAGGCAGACGACUACGCCUCCAAAGUGAAGAUCCACAACAAUGAACGCAUCGAGGACUUCACCUUCAACUUCACCCUGGAGAACCAGAUACACAGAAAUGGCCUCUUUAUUAACGACCGAUUCAUCAAUAUGAAGCUGAAGUCCAUUACCUUCAUUGACUCUACUUUUCGUAACUGCUACUUCGAUGACGUGACAUCAGUGGGCUCCUUUUUCCGCAACUGUACUAUCAUUGAUGGUUUCUUCUUCAACACAGACAUCUAUGAGUCCAAGUUGAUCGACGGCACAGAGGUGAUCAACAGCACCUUCACACACAACAAGACAGGCUGUCAGAUGACUUUUGAUGACGACUACAGCGCCUACUGGGUUUACUUCAUCAACUUCCUCGGGACCCUGGCUGUUCUGCCCGGCAACAUCGUGUCAGCCCUUCUCAUGGACAAAAUUGGCCGUCUGUCCAUGUUAGGUGGUUCCAUGGUCUUGUCGGGCAUCAGCUGUUUCUUCUUGUGGUUCGGCACCAGUGAGUCCAUGAUGAUUUUCAUGUUGUGCCUUUACAACGGCCUGAGCAUCUCUGCCUGGAACUCCCUGGAUGUGGUCACUACUGAGUCAUUCCCUACUGCCAGGAGAGGAACAGGCUUCGGGUUCUGCAACGCUCUGUGUAAGCUCGCCGCCGUCCUGGGGAAUCUGUUUUUCGGUUCACUCGUCGGCAUCACCAAGGCCAUCCCCAUCCUCAUGGCCUCGUCUGUGCUCGUUUGUGGAGGCCUGGUCGGACUCAGGUUGCCUGACACCAGGGAAAAUGUUCUCAUGUAA